Messenger RNA from Magallana angulata, 1494 nucleotides. Its product is annotated as D-beta-hydroxybutyrate dehydrogenase, mitochondrial-like. The record is from RefSeq and is a predicted model, not a curated record. Gene Ontology annotation, molecular function: oxidoreductase activity. The coding region runs from base 14 to 1084 and encodes 356 amino acids. The transcript is spliced from 7 exons. NCBI's taxonomy places the organism in Eukaryota, Metazoa, Mollusca, Bivalvia, Ostreida, Ostreidae.
UCCAUUUUUACAGAUGAUGAUUGUGGGCUUCCGUACACAUUUUAAACAGCAUUCAAGCAUGUUUGUACAAAUAGCCCUUGUAGUUUUUGUGGUAGUUGUUUACUACUUUGGCUUUGAAUGGCGAGGUAAACAUAUGAUCCACAUACAAGGGCAAGGCGUGUUCGUUACCGGCUGUGAUUCAGGUUUCGGUCAUGAGGUGGUAAAACGGCUGGAUAAGAUCGGAUUCACGGUGUUCGCGGGCUGUUUACAUCCGGACGGUGAGGGGGCGAAAGCACUGCGGGAUACCUGUUCGGAAUACCUCCAUAUUGUCAAGCUUGACGUCACCAAAGCAGACGACAUUGAGAAGGCGCGCGAAUAUGUGGAGAAAGUGCACCAGGAGACGGGUUGUGGACUAUGGGGCGUGGUGAACAAUGCUGGUAUAGACCUGUACGGAGACGUUGAGUUUCUGACGCUGGAUUUGUACCGACGUGUAGCAGACGUGAAUCUCUUUGGAACCAUCAGCGUCACUAAGACGUUUUUACCUUUGAUAAGAAAAUCAAAAGGACGAGUGAUCAACGUAACCAGUGUCAAGGGAAGGAUCUACUACCCCUGUAUAUCGGCGUAUGGGGUGACCAAACAUGGUAUCGAAACCUUCUCGGACUGUCUCCGUGUGGAGAUGGCGAGGUUUGGAGUGAAGGUAUCCCUCGUGGAACCCGGGAACUUCAGUACCUGUACAGCUAUUGUGAAAGGAGAAAACUACCAAAGACUCCUUAAGGCUAGAGAUGCUAUGUGGGAGGCAGCAUCCCCGGAAGUUAAAGAGACUUAUGGGAAGGAGUACUUCUUUGCACAAUAUGAGAGACUUUCCCACCUGACGUCAUCGUACCCUAACUGUGAUCCUGUAUCGGAUGCUAUAGAAGACGCCCUGGCUAACGAGAACCCGGCCGCUAGGUACCUAGUGGCUGGUGGCUCUGGUCUCUAUGACGACUGUAUACUGGCGAGAUUUAUUAACGUUCUUCCAACUUGUGUCAUGGACUACUUGUCAACCAACUGGAUGACCAAAGGUCUACCAAAGAUCAAAGCGCUAGACAAGACUACUACAAAGUGAUCAUGGUGAUUGGUGAUCCUCUCACAACAGAUAACAGACGCAGCUAUAAGCACUCAAAAUGGGGGAAAUAUGAAAGAUCUGAUUUUUAAAACCAAUGUCAAUAUAGAUGUGACAUCCUGGAUUGAUUAAAACACCCUUGAAUUGGGGGUUGAAGUCAUGUUCAAAAAGACACAGACAAGAAAAAAUGCUGGCCAAUUUCAUGUCCAUAAAAAAGUUAAAAUAUUAUUUUGUGUGAAGUGCUUUGGGUGGAGCAGCUUGUUGAAUAGAGGGAUAGACCUCAAAAGUUUGGGUCUAUUAUUUAGUUCAGAGUCAACCAGAGUUUUGAUCAAUGUAACUCUAAAGGAAUCAUAUUUGUUUUAAAUUUCAAUCAUUACUGCAUUAACGAAGCUAAUAAAACUGGUUUAACUAUC